UCUCCUCCACCGCUAGAUGUCGCGCGCCUCCGGUCUUUUCUCGGCGAAAUUGUCUCGCGCCAAACUUUUCUCUGUUGUGCAUGAGAAUGGCGGCGCGUGCUAAAGCAGGUCGUGGGGCAAAGCGUAAGGCGGACAAGGUUGCAGAGGCCGAGCCUGUGGAAAAGCAGGAGAAAGGAAACGAGGUUGAACAGGAGGGUGAUGAAGGCCUGAGAGUUGUCAUCGAACACUGUAAAAGCUGACGUGUGUAUGGGCGGAAUGCCGACGCGGUGCGUGAGGCACUCUUGGCCUCACGUCCUGAACUUCGUGUGCUGCUCAACCCCCAAAAACCUCGGCGCAACAGCUUUGAAGUCACUCUCAUUGAGGGGAUCAAAGAGGUGGUGUUGUGGACUGGUAUCAAGAAAGGUCCUCCCCGUAAGCUGAAGUUUCCAGACCCUGCUGAGGUUGUGACUGCACUGGAGGAUGCCCUGAAGAACAAGUAGAUAUUGUGAGGAAAGUUCAUCAUCUUGGGUGUCAAGGAUGCAUAAUGAUGAGGAUGGACCAAAUGGAUUACUUCCAGUCUGUUCUCUGAUGACUUGUUUGGCAUCCUGCCCUUGAUUGUUGCUGCCCCCUCAUGAUCAUCUGCUUUACUUUCAUUUUAGUUAACAAACUGGCAUUCUAUAUUCUGUUAAACUGUUAUUUCAGAAGUUUGUGUAAGUGUGUGUGCUUAAUUACUCCAUGGGGAAAUGUUUGAUACAUCUAUUAUAGCCAAAGGUAUGAGGAUCCCUGUCCAUUACACUCUGUAUGCUUGUUGAACACCUUAUUUUAGACUGUUAAGUCCAACGUUUGUAACCUCCACUCCUCUGGAAAAGGCUUUUAAGAUUUUAGAGCAUGGUUCUAGGAGUUUUGUGUUCAUUUAGAAUGUUAGCAAGGUCAGGCAAUGAUGUUUUGUGUCGUAGUUCAGUUCUGGCUCAUCCCAAAGGUGUUCAGUGGGAUUGAGGUCAGCACUCUGGUGCAAGAACCUUCAUCCCCACCAGUAAACCAUGUCUUCUGGGAGCUCGCUUUGUGCAAUGGAUCAUCGUCGUGCUGAAAACGGUUUGGGGUUUGAGUCCUUAAUUCCAGCAGAGGGAAAUUGCAAUGGGAGAGCAUAAUGAGACAUUGUACAUUUUAUGAGCUUUGGAAUUUGCAGCAACAUUUUAAUGAAAGACCCACGUGUGGGUGUGAUGGUCAGGUGUCCACAUAUUUUUGGCAAUAUAGUAUAUAUUUUGGUAUAUUAAAGUAACUGUAGAUCACUAUUCAGUGUGAAUAAAAAUUUGUGUGUAA
Silurus meridionalis is the source of this 1299-nucleotide messenger RNA. It is a transcript of the gene selenoh, whose product is annotated as selenoprotein H. The record is from RefSeq and is a predicted model, not a curated record. Gene Ontology annotation, cellular component: Golgi apparatus. NCBI's taxonomy places the organism in Eukaryota, Metazoa, Chordata, Actinopteri, Siluriformes, Siluridae. The transcript is spliced from 5 exons.